Dacryopinax primogenitus is the source of this 2085-nucleotide messenger RNA. RefSeq lists its product as uncharacterized. Gene Ontology annotation, cellular component: COPI vesicle coat. The record is from RefSeq and is a predicted model, not a curated record. The transcript is spliced from 16 exons. NCBI's taxonomy places the organism in Eukaryota, Fungi, Basidiomycota, Dacrymycetes, Dacrymycetales, Dacrymycetaceae. Gene Ontology annotation, molecular function: protein binding; structural molecule activity. Gene Ontology annotation, biological process: intracellular protein transport; vesicle-mediated transport. Bases 1 to 2085 code for a protein of 694 amino acids.
AUGUCUGAAGCAACCCUGUCCAUGGGUGAGGACAAAACCAUUCACAUGUGGGAUACGUCAAAGAGGACCAUGGUUCAGACGUUCUGUAGGGAACGCAAUAGGUCCUGGGCCCUGUGUGCACAUCCAGAGCUGAAUUUGUUUGUGGCUGACAAAUAUGUGUGUCAGCACAACUUGACAACUGGAUCCAAUGUUGGUGUUCUGAGCAUGCAAAAGCUUGGCAACCAGUAUAUCCAGCCACAUACUUUGAGCUUCAACCCCUGUGGAGUGCACUGUUCUUGUCACUUUGACAAUGGGAUCUAUGAGUUGGCUACCUUGCCCAAGGAUGCCAGUGGAGAACUGAGAGAUUCCACCUCUGACAGAAAGCAGGGUUCUGGCUACAGUGCCAUUUUUGUCGCUCACAAUUGCUUUGCAGUGCUGGACAAGAAUGCUGAGACAAUUGAGAUCCGUGAUCUCAAUAACACUCUGACCAAGAUGAUCAAACCACAAGUACAAACAAGCAAGAUUUUCUACAGUGGCACUGCAAGUAUUUUGCUAAGUUUGCCUACUGCAGUAGUUUUGUUUGACAUCCAACAACAGAAGGUUCUGCCCCAGCUGAGCACUCAGGUCAUGAAAAACACUGUGUGGAACUCAGAAGGUGCUAAUGUUGCUCUGCUUGGCAAGCACAAGACUGCAGUUGCACUCAACUGGCCUGAGAGCUGGAACAGCCUUGCUCAGCAAGUGUUGGAGCAGGGUAAUUACAAAAUUGUGCAAACUGCCUACCAAACUGUGUGGAACUCUGAUUGCUUGUCCUUCCUAUACAUGACAAUGGGUGCACAUGAGAAGCUUGUGAAGAUGGCCAAGAUUACCAAGCCUCAUGGCAAUCAGAUGUCAAUGUUCCACAACUCACUCUACCCAGGUUGCCUAGCUGAAGGGGCUCCCUAUGUCAAUGGCACUGAUGCUGCUGCUGCCAACCCCACUCUGGAUGAGUGGGAGGGUGACAAUGCUGGUCCAGCUGUUGAUCAAGGGAACGUUGAGGGCUGUGGCUUAGAUGAAGCCAUUGUUCCUCAUGCUGAAGAGGAAGAAGAGGAAGAGCAGGUGGACUUGGCUUAUUCUGCACCAGGUAUUAGUGAGGCAAAUCUCUGGGUCCACAACUCCCCAGUCAAAUCAGACCACAUUGCUGCUGGGUCCUUUGAUACAGUGAUGCAGCUGCUCAAUUGCCAAGUCAGCAUGGUCAACUUUGAACCACUCAAGCCUAUCUUCUUAUCCAUCUAUUGUUCCUCUUAUGCAUGUCUCAUGGUGAACACUUCAGUGCCACCUAUUCAGAUACCUCUUCGCUGGCAACUUACUUCUUCCAAGCCCAGCCAGGUGUACCUGACCAUAUCCCAAACCCUCCAAACAGAGGCAAAGGAGCUCUGUGACAUCAUUUUGUCAUGCAAAGAGCAUUUGUUAGGGAUCUCUAUUGGCCUGGGGGGCUGUUGCCUUGCCCAGGAUGAGCCAGAUAAUGUCUGCCAGAGCAUAGAGCUGGCAGCAUACUCCAUGAACUGCAAGCUGCAACCUGCCCACCAUAUGAUCACUGUUCACAAUGGAAUGGCUGUGUUCUCACAGGCCCAAAACUUUGCCACUGCGCUGUGUUUGCCAGGGAGUGUAGUCAAGGGAUUGCAAUGUACUGGGGCCAGGAGCAUAGUUCAGAGAUUGCAAUGUACCGGGGCCAGGAGCAUAGUUGAGGCCAGGAGCAUAGUUGAGGAGCCUGUCUACAGAGUGUGUCAGGAUCUUCCCAACAAGAAUGUUUGGAUCUCAGAUCCUGCCAAGAGGAUUCCCAAUGGGGUAGCCAUUGCACUCCAAAUGACCAACUUCCAUGAUCCCCUUGCAACUGAGUUUGGGACCCAAUUAUCCCACAGAAUGUAUGAUACUCCAAAAGGGAAUUUACCUUUCAGAAAGGAAGUACUAAAGAGCGAGCUCACCAGUACCAUCAUGCUGCCUCCUGAUCCAUCAUCUUCCCUUGCUCAAACUCCUCAAAUGAGUGCAAUGUAUAGACCCAUGUCUGAGUUUGGCAUAUUGGUGUCAUGGAACCUGAAUGGGGAUAUUGAGGUGGUUGACCUGUAUUAG